Miscanthus lutarioriparius is the source of this 543-nucleotide messenger RNA. The record is from the annotation of a GenBank genome assembly. NCBI's taxonomy places the organism in Eukaryota, Viridiplantae, Streptophyta, Magnoliopsida, Poales, Poaceae.
AUGGACUCAACCCUGCCUCGUCUUCUUCCUCCUCUCCCAUCGGUUCGUCACCAGCACCGUCCGCACCAUCCCAAUACUGUUCCAAGACGUCGCGAUGGCCCCGGCGGUGGUAGCAGCAGGAUGCUGCCGGCGGCGCGUGUCAAGACGGACCGACGAAGACGAGACGCCGGUAGAUUCCGCGCCCAAGGGCUGUUCGGCGACGGCGGCGGCGGAGACGGGCUACGGACCGUGAUGAGGAUGGUGAAGCUCAACUCGGCCAUCCAGAACCGAAGCGUACGGGAGCUCCUCGAGCUGCUCGGCGACGAGUGCCUCUACUUCUUCGGUAACCUCCGCUCCGUUGAUGUUCCGCAGCUGGGCAAGAAUGGAAGGGGGAAGAAGCUGCCUUGGGACCUCGACUGCAACGUCUCCACUAGCCACGUCUACCGGGGCCUCCUGCUCAUCAGCCAAGUGAACAAGAUCUGCGUGCCACUGCUUCAGAGGAUUCUUGGGACCAUCCAGCAGGCAAGCAUCAUGCGUGCAUGGCAAACAGAUAACAGAUUCUGA